Helianthus annuus (common sunflower) is the source of this 2061-nucleotide messenger RNA. RefSeq names its product ubiquitin-like-specific protease 1D. Gene Ontology annotation, molecular function: cysteine-type peptidase activity. Gene Ontology annotation, biological process: proteolysis. Bases 172 to 1761 code for a protein of 529 amino acids. The transcript is spliced from 13 exons. The record is from RefSeq and is a predicted model, not a curated record. Lineage: Eukaryota; Viridiplantae; Streptophyta; Magnoliopsida; Asterales; Asteraceae.
UAAAUCGUGAUUUCCAAACACUUCCCUUUCUCUUCACGGCGCACACAUGGUGGUGGGUAGCAUCACACCCUGAACUCCAUUACUCCGGUCGCCGUCGUCUCCCUCACUCAAUCCCUCAUCUCCGAUCACUUUACCGCCACAAUCACCAUCAAUUUCACUUACAUUUUAUGUAUGGACAUCGAAGCAGAAACCACUUGCAACGGAAUCAAGCGAAAGAAACCCUACGAGGAGCUAAAACCUACCGCUUCCGGCGAUGACGAUCGUACGGCGGAACAUGAGGCCACAUCAGAGAAGAAUUCCGAUAGUGACGGUGGUGGAGUAGACGCGCAGGAGAAUAAAACGGAGGAUUUGGAACUUAUGGAGAAAUCGGACCGUGAAAUUGCGGCGAGUAUUGACAGGAUCAAGAGAAAUUUGCAGACGAUAGGUGUUAGGUUGCCUGAUGGAGGUGAAAAGUACAAGGCGAAUUUAAGAAGACAUGAAUAUGAACUCGAACGGAGGAAGAAGCUUCAGUUAGAGAAGGCGGAGAAUGGAUGUGAUGACACAAUACAGCUUUCUGAUCAUAGUGAUGACGGUGCUUCACAUGGCAAAAAGAAAUCCGCAUCAAAGUUUGCCAAAAUUUUUGGCAAAAAGAUGGAGGAAGAGCAAGAAGAUUCUAGGACUGUCUGUGCAUUCGAAAAAGAUUUGACUUACAUCAAUCGUUGUGAUGGGCGCAAAUUAAAGAGACAACUUUCGGGUAAGGGUAGAUCCGGGAAGGUUUUAUCUUCUUCACGAUCCAUGAAGACUUCUUUAGUAGAUGGUAAGAAACCAAUGAACUCCAAUGAUGGAAACGAAGAUGGCGAUCCUACAUCUUUCUCAGAGCCAAAGUCUCCUCAUGAUCCACCCUCGAGGAAUUUGAGGCCUAGAUCUGCACGGGGUUACCGUUUAGUGGAUGAGGAGACAGAGACUCAGAAAUUUAUGUUAAAUCUGGAUCCAGGCAUGAAAGAUGUUAAAAUCUACUACCCAUCAAGGGAUGACCCGGAUGCUGUUGAAGUUGAUUAUGCUCACAUGGAAUGCCUUGCACCUGAAGCGUGCAUUUCAUCCAUUAUUAUGAAUUUUUAUAUCCGAUAUCUUCAGCAGCAAUCAUCUUCCUUUGAUAGUGCAACAUGCCAUUUUCAUAUCUUCAACACAUAUUUUUAUAACAAACUGGAAAAGCUGAGCUACGAGGAAGAUUCGUUUCGCAAGUUCAGAAAGUGGUGGAAAGGUGUUAGCUUAUCUGAGAAAGCAUACAUUCUUCUGCCUGUACAUGAAAGUGCUCAUUGGAGCCUGGUGAUAAUUUGUCUCCCUAGCGCAGAAGAUGAACUAAGCCCGAUUUUGCUUCAUCUGGACUCACUUGGACUACACGACAGCAGGACACUUUGUGAUAAUAUCAAAAGAUUUCUUAAAGAAGAGUGGAGCUAUCUAAGAAAAUCAAAGACUCCUGUAGACCCACCACCCACUACAGAUGAAAUCUGCGAAAAUGAUGACUUUCGAGUGGAUCACAAAAGGGUUACGGUUCCACAACAGAAGAACGACUAUGACUGUGGGCUCUUUGUUCUGCUUUAUAUGGAGCGUUUCAUCAAAGAAGCUCCGGUGAGGUUCAGAAAGAAAGACUUAUCAAUGUUUAGCAAACAAUGGUUUCGGCCUCAAGAAGCAUCCAACUUAAGGGCUAAAGUCUGUGAACUUCUUGUAGAAGAGUUCAAGAAAGCCAAAGAGAAGGAAUCCACCUCAUCUCCGAAGAGUUAGGUGCGGUUCUAGUGCUAAGGUUGGUUUAGUUGUAGAAGCAUUAUGGUAAAAGUGGAGUUUUUAGAUGUAUAUACAUUUGUAUAGGACGGAUUAACCGCGGUGCAAUUGCUAAAUGGGUAGAAAUGUUUUGACCCCUUAAAAGGGAAAAAGAAUAAUCCAUGCUUUUCACCAAAUGUCUUGGUGUAGCUUCUUGUCAAAUGCUUGAUGAGAAAUAAAAAUUUGAUGGGUGUGUAUUGUCACGGAGUAAUUUUGGACAUUUGUCCCGUGACGUUAUAUUAAUCAAUAUUUUCACUUUCUAUA